CAGCUGAUAAAAUUUUAUAUCCAUGCGAAGAUUAAGAAAUGAAUAUGGAUGAUGAUGAGAAUCAUUGAGAAACGAAAAAUAAAUCAUAAUGAUUGUGAAGGAUUUUCUUUAAAGGAUAUAUGCACUAUUUGUUCAAGAUUUAUUCCAAAUUCGAGUCGAAUACUGCAGAGAUAUAAUAGUAAAGCGUUUUGUUCUAUUUUAAAUACAUGUGGCAACUUAUUAUUAACUUCAGCACAAGAUGAUAAAAUUAGAUUAUAUGAUCUUAAAAAUUGUUGCAUUAAAUCAAAUGUAUUAAACAAUGUCAUGGACUUAAAAUUAAAUAGAGAUUUACAAAAAACUUUUUUAAAUAAUGGCAUCCAACCCCUAAUCGAAUAUUCUGCCCAUGAUGUUGGUUGGAGUAUUUUGGAUAUUGCUAUAAAUCCACUUGGAACAAAGUUUAUAUAUUCAUCUUGGUCUAAAUAUGUCCACGAAUGUGAUAUCUUUGAUCUAACCGAAAAUGUUUUGACAAAACCUUCUCUUUUAAACCACAAUGCUUUGCAAUUUUUUGAACCAUUUGACACAAGACAAGAGCCCGACGAAAACCAUUUCUGCAUAUUUUCGCUAUCAUAUUCUCCCAACGGGUCCGAAAUUAUAGGCGGAUCUACUAAUGGUGGCAUCCAUAUAUACGAUAAAGAAAUCAACAAAAAAACGCUCUUGAUUAGAGGACACGAACACGAUGUAAAUGCUGUAGCAUUUUUGAACGCUUCAGACAUCUUAUUAUCUGGGGGAGACGAUGGUUUAGUCAAGGUAUGGGAUCGCAGAAACCUUAAUGAAUCAAAUCCCCAACCCGUAGGUGUGUGGGCCGGACAUUCCAACGGAAUAACAUUUUUGGAUAGCAAAAAGGAUGACCGUUACCUGAUAUCAAAUAGCAAGGAUCAAAGCAUUAAACUAUGGGACGCUAGAAAAUUCUCAGGAAGAUCUGGUCAAGAGGAAGCUUUGAAAGCAGUUUCGAAUCAAGAUUGGGAUUACAGAUGGGAGAGAAUUCCUGAGUCAGUGAAAACGAUUAAAAAGUUAAAAGGCGAUUCAUCUGUGAUGACUUAUUCGGGGGGUCAUUCGAUAUUAUACACUUUAAUCCGUUGUCGUUUCUCACCUAUCCACACGACCGAUCAACGAUUUAUAGUCACUGGUUGCUCCACUGGGAAAAUAGCGAUUUACGACCUGCAAACCGGAAAUUUAAUAGCAACUAUAAUGGGACAUACCGAUUGUGUAAGAGAUGUGUUCUGGCAUCCUUUUACACCCGAUUUCUUUAGUGCAUCUUGGGAUGGAUCUAUUCGACACUCAUACUACAUGAACACUAUCGCAUUUGAAUCAAUGCUAUAAGAAUAAAAAAUAUAUAAAUCGUAAUAUCAUCAUCAAAGAGGAAAAUAUUUGCGCAAUAUUAAUUUUAAAAUAAAAAUAGUAUAUAAAAGGUAUUGAUAGUUUAAUAUAUGUUAUUCAUAUGUAUAGAAUAUUUUAAAUC
This is a messenger RNA of Gordionus sp. m RMFG-2023, 1498 nucleotides long. RefSeq names its product DDB1- and CUL4-associated factor 11-like. Lineage: Eukaryota; Metazoa; Nematomorpha; Gordioida; Chordodea; Parachordodidae. The transcript is spliced from 13 exons. The coding region runs from base 49 to 1359 and encodes 436 amino acids. Gene Ontology annotation, molecular function: protein binding. Gene Ontology annotation, cellular component: Cul4-RING E3 ubiquitin ligase complex. The record is from RefSeq and is a predicted model, not a curated record. Gene Ontology annotation, biological process: proteasome-mediated ubiquitin-dependent protein catabolic process.